CAAGUGGUUACAUGGAUAUAGAUUGAAAAGCUUAUCCAAACGACCUCCUCCAUUCCAUGAGAAAGUUGGGACACACACAAACAGAGGGAAGUCUCUGACGCAAUUGGACAUGGCGGCAUUGUUCGGAGCCACUUCUUCCUCCAUCUCUGCCUCUCGGCUCCCCACUUCUCACUCUUCAAAACCUUCGUUUUCUUGCCUCUCUUCUGCUACAGGCCAGAUUUAUGGGAGGAAAUUUUAUGAAGGGAUCAGAAUUCCCCUCAAGAAGGGAAGAUCUCAGGUCCACGCUGCAGUUACAAAUAUAGCCACAGAAAUUAGUUCCACAGAACAGGUUCAGAAGCUCGCAUCAAAGGAAAGUCAGAGGCCAGUGUACCCCUUUUCUGCUAUAGUAGGGCAAGAUGAGAUGAAAUUGUGCCUUUUACUAAAUGUGAUUGAUCCCAAGAUUGGAGGUGUCAUGAUCAUGGGUGACCGUGGCACUGGGAAAUCCACCACGGUGAGGUCUUUGGUGGAUUUGCUUCCUGAGAUCAAAGUGGUUGCUGGGGACCCCUUUAACUCUGAUCCAGAUGACCCAGAAGUAAUGGCAAUGGAAGUCAGAGAGAAGAUCUUUGAAGGAGAGAAACUCCCUGUCCUGACAACCAAAAUUACCAUGGUGGAUUUGCCCCUAGGUGCUACUGAGGAUAGAGUCUGUGGAACUAUUGAUAUUGAGAAGGCCCUCACUGAGGGUGUCAAAGCAUUUGAGCCUGGUCUUCUUGCUAAAGCUAAUAGAGGUAUUCUUUAUGUGGAUGAAGUUAACCUUUUGGAUGACCACUUAGUGGAUGUGCUGCUGGACUCUGCUGCAUCUGGAUGGAACACGGUUGAGCGAGAAGGGAUAUCCAUUUCACAUCCAGCUCGUUUUAUUCUGAUUGGUUCUGGAAAUCCUGAAGAAGGUGAGCUCAGGCCACAGCUUCUUGACCGGUUUGGUAUGCAUGCACAGGUGGGAACUGUGAAGGAUGCGGAGCUCAGAGUUAAGAUCGUGGAGGAGAGGUCAAGGUUUGACCGAAAUCCUAAGGAAUUUCGUGAAUCCUACAAGGCAGAGCAGGAGAAGCUCCAACAACAAAUUGCCUCAGCCAGGAGUUAUCUUUCUUUUGUUCAGAUUGAUCAUGAUCUUCGGGUGAAGAUCUCUAAGGUCUGUGCUGAGCUGAAUGUUGAUGGAUUGAGAGGUGAUAUUGUGACAAACAGGGCUGCAAGAGCUUUGGCUGCACUGAAGGGGAGGGAUAAAGUAGCUCCUGAGGAUAUUGCCACUGUUAUUCCCAACUGCUUAAGACAUCGUCUUCGGAAGGAUCCAUUAGAGUCAAUUGACUCUGGAUUACUUGUCAUUGAGAAAUUCUAUGAGGUGUUUAGUUGAGGGAGUUAACUAGGUAUCCCUCUUUCUUGUAAGUUUUUGCAGGACAUAUUUUUUUCCCUUUUUGCUUCUAUUGUCACUUCUUUUUUGUUUUUCCUCCAUUUCCUGUGAUCUCAAUUCCAGAUUUUGCAAGUAGAGGUAUAGAUUAACAUUACCAUCGAUGUUAUGUUUAAGUUAAUUUUGUCAAUGCUUUUGAGCAAAGAUAGAACUCAUAUUACAUGGAAGAAUUCUAAGCAUCUGAAUGUAUAUUUUAUCUUCU
Molecule: messenger RNA, 1637 nt
Organism: Nelumbo nucifera (sacred lotus)
Lineage: Eukaryota; Viridiplantae; Streptophyta; Magnoliopsida; Proteales; Nelumbonaceae
Product: magnesium-chelatase subunit ChlI, chloroplastic-like
Biological process (GO): chlorophyll biosynthetic process
Cellular component (GO): chloroplast stroma
Molecular function (GO): magnesium chelatase activity; ATP binding; ATP hydrolysis activity
Source: RefSeq, a predicted model, not a curated record